Anguilla anguilla (European eel) is the source of this 2213-nucleotide messenger RNA. It is a transcript of the gene vps52, whose product is annotated as VPS52 subunit of GARP complex. Gene Ontology annotation, cellular component: GARP complex. Gene Ontology annotation, molecular function: syntaxin binding. The coding region runs from base 23 to 2191 and encodes 722 amino acids. NCBI's taxonomy places the organism in Eukaryota, Metazoa, Chordata, Actinopteri, Anguilliformes, Anguillidae. The transcript is spliced from 20 exons. Gene Ontology annotation, biological process: Golgi to vacuole transport; lysosomal transport; retrograde transport, endosome to Golgi. The record is from RefSeq and is a predicted model, not a curated record.
UAGUUUUCUGUCAUUGGCAGCUAUGGCGGAGGUGGUGGUCACCGAAUCUGUAGGCUCUGAUGUAAAUACAGCUGUCAAUUCUACGAUGGCAUAUUUACAAGACGAGAUCAAGAACGAGUCGGACCAGAUGCCUGCUCUGAACUUGGGAGACCUGGACAUAACCACGGAUGAGUUUAUCUUAGACGAAGUCGACAUUCACAUCCAGGCAAACCUUGAGGACGAUCUGGUGAAAGAGGCUUUGAAAACGGGCGUGGAUCUCAGGCAGUACUCCAAGCAGGUGGAGACGGAGCUGCAGCGUAUUGAGCAAGCCUCCAUCAAAGACUAUAUCAAGGAGAGCCAGAACAUCGCGUCCCUGCAUAACCAGAUCACUGCCUGUGACUCCAUACUGGAGCGGAUGGAGGGCAUGCUGAGCGGUUUCCAGAGCGACCUCUCCUCCAUCAGCAGCGAGAUCCAGACGCUGCAGCAGCAGUCCGUCAGCAUGAACGUGCGGCUGAAGAACCGCCAGGCCGUCCGCUGCCACCUCAGCCAGCUGGUGGACGAGCUGGUGGUGCCCGGCGCCAUGAUCUCGGUGAUCCUGGAGAGCCCCGUGACGGAGCAGGAGUUCCUGGAGCAGCUGCACGAGCUCAACAACAAGAUCAACUUCGCCAAGGAGCUGAGCUUCCGGGAGACCCUGGCCUGCUCUGACAUCCAGGACAUCGUGGACCGGCUCAAAAUCAAGGCCGUCUCAAAGAUCCGGGAGUUCAUCCUGCAGAAGAUCUACUCCUUUCGAAAGCCCAUGACCAACUACCAGAUCCCACAGAACACGCUACUCAAGUACAGGUUCUUCUACCAGUUCUUGCUGGCAAACGAGAGGCAGGUGGCCAAAGAGGUUCGGGAUGAGUAUGUGGACACCAUGAGCAAAAUCUACUACAGCUAUUUCAAAUCGUACAGCGGGAGACUGCUCAAAGUGCAGUACGAGGAGGUGGCUGACAAAGAUGAUCUGAUGGGGGUUGAGGACACAGCCAAGAAAGGUUUUUUCAGCAAGCCAUCACUGAAGAGCAGGAACACCAUCUUCACUGUGGGCCAGAGGGGGGCAGUGUUGAGCCCUUCAGAGCUGGAGGGACCCAUCCUCAUUCCUCACACUGCACAAAGAGGAGACUGCAGGUACCCCUACGAGACGCUGUUUCGCAGCCAGCACUACGCCCUAUUGGACAACGGCUGCAGGGAGUACCUCUUCCUCUGCGACUUCUUCAUGGUGGCCGGGAACUCCGCGCUGGACCUCUUCAACUGCAUCAUGGGAAAGACCCUCAGCAUGUUCCUGAAGAGCAUGUCCACCUAUGUGUCUGACUGCUACGACAGCAUCGCGGUCUUCCUCUGCAUUCACAUCAUCCUGCGCUUCAGAGCCAUCACCGCCAAGAGGAACAUCCCUGCCCUCGACAAGUACUGGGAGGCUGUUCUGGAGCUGCUGUGGCCCAGGUUUGAGCUGAUCCUGGAGAUGAACAUCCAGAGCAUUCGCAACACUGACCCUCAGAAACUGGGCCUGCUGGACACCAGACCCCACUAUAUCACGCGUCGUUAUGCCGAGUUCUCCUCAGCUAUCGUCAGCAUCAACCAGACAUUCCCCAACCAGAGGACCAAUGCCCUGCUGGGCCAGCUACAGGCUGAAGUGGAGAACUUUGUCCUGAAGAUGGCAGCAGAGUUCCCGUCCAGGAAGGAUCAGCUGAUCUUCCUCAUCAACAAUUAUGACAUGAUGCUGAGCGUGCUGAUGGAGAGAGCAGCAGAUGACAGUAAGGAAGUGGAGGGCUUCCAGCAACUGCUCCUGGCUCGGACGCAGGAGUUUAUUGAGGAGAUUCUCUCUUCUCCCUUUGGUGGAAUGAUUGCCUUCGUGAAGGAGAGCGAGGCGCUGAUGGAGAAAGGGCAGCUGGACAGGCUGAAGAACGAUGAAGCUCGGAUCACCCAGCUGGUUCGGGGCUUCUCCAGCACAUGGAAGCAGUCCGUUGAGGCUCUGAGUCAGGACGUCAUGAGGUCCUUCACCAACUUCAAAAACGGCACGGGCAUCAUACAGGGGGCGCUGACGCAGCUGAUCCAGUACUACCACGGCUUCCACAAGGUCCUCUCCCAGCCCACGUUCCGCAGCCUGGCCGUGCGCUCCGAGCUCAUCAACCUGCACCACCUCAUGGUCGAGGUCAAGAAGCACAAGCCCAACUUUUGAGGAGGGUGGGCGUGGCCUGGGA